Molecule: messenger RNA, 1359 nt
Organism: Asterias rubens (European starfish)
Lineage: Eukaryota; Metazoa; Echinodermata; Asteroidea; Forcipulatida; Asteriidae
Product: probable 18S rRNA (guanine-N(7))-methyltransferase
Exons: 10
Coding region: 93-1184 (363 amino acids)
Biological process (GO): rRNA (guanine-N7)-methylation
Cellular component (GO): nucleolus
Molecular function (GO): rRNA (guanine) methyltransferase activity
Source: RefSeq, a predicted model, not a curated record
UGCAAGCAUGUGUUUCAUUUUCUGUUUUGAUAGUUGUGGAACUUUUAAUUUGUUUUUAUGAAGAAAUUAAAACUAAAUUACAUAACUCGUUUAUGGCACUUUGGUUCAUAAGAUCUUACAGAUCAUUUAUUUGCAAAACUCGUGGAGAAAGUGUAAGAUUCCAAGCUGAAAAGACACUUGAAGUGGGAACUUUGAGACGUGAACCACCCUCACUGCGUAAACCUGCCUUGGGUCUGCUGUUGUUGCCAGAGUGGAAGUUGACGAAUUUGACCAAAACCGGCGUUUUUAGCAGACUAUUUUCAGGAACUGGGAGAUAUUUUCUUCACACAACAAUGGCGUCAGGUAGAAGACCUGAACACAAGGCCCCGCCUGAAAUGUUCUACAAUGAAGAAGAGGCAAGAAAAUACACAUCAAACUCCAGAAUGAUUGAGAUUCAAAUGACGAUGUCUGAGAGAGCAGUUGAACUCUUGAGUCUUCCUGAAGAUGCGCCAUCCUAUAUCCUGGAUGUAGGAUGUGGAUCGGGUCUGAGCGGAGAAACUUUGACAGAGCAAGGCCACUAUUGGGUUGGACUUGACAUCAGUAGCCACAUGUUAGAUAUAGCAAGAGAGAGGGAGGUUGAAGGCGAUGUGUUCGUGAGUGACAUGGGAGAAGGAAUGUUCUUCAGACCAGGGACAUUUGAUGGAGUCAUCAGCAUUUCAGCUCUACAGUGGUUGUGUAACGCAGACAAGAAAUCACAUCACCCGCCCAAGAGGUUAUACAAGUUCUUCUGUACGCUGUACAGUGCAUUGAGGCGAGGCAGUCGAGCAGUGUUUCAAUUCUACCCGGAGAACUCCCAGCAGUUGGAACUGAUUACGUCACAGGCCAUGAAGGCUGGAUUCACAGGGGGAGUGGUGGUUGACUACCCUAACAGCACAAGAGCCAAGAAGAUGUUCCUCUGCCUUUUUGCCGGGAUGUCCAAUCCACAGAUUCCCAAGGGUCUUGGUACAGAAGGAGCCAAUAGCCGGGUCCCCACUGAGGUGAGCUACACCGACAGCAGACAAAGAUUCAGACAACUGAAAGGAAAACCACUCAAGAAGAGCAGGGAAUGGAUAAAAGAAAAGAAAGAGAGGCGAAGACGACAAGGAAAAGGGGAAGUGAGACCAGACUCCAAAUAUACGGGUAGAAAAAGACAACACAAAUUCUGAGCAGCUCUUCCUACACUACAAGGAUUUUUAUUUGUAAGAGAAAAUCAUUCGUCAUAUGGGAAAGUUGACAUUUUGUGCCAUAAUUUCUAAUAAAUGCAAGAGGUAUGAAAGUAAAAGCUGGACAAGUUUUGAGAUGUGCCCCCUUUCAUCAUAUCAAAAGUUGAUAAGAAUUGGA